AUGAAUACUCAGAAUAAUGUUUGUGAUGAUGCAGAUUAUUAAUAAAUUAUGGAUCUUGAACAUAAAUAAUCAAAGGAAGUUGAAUUGAUAAUAAAUAAAUUGAAUAUUCUUAUUGAACAAAUCAAUCAUAAAUUUUCACAGAUCAAAUAAGAUUUCGAAUAAAAAUUUAAAGUAAGACAAGAGUAUUUAAAAUAAAUGGAUAAGAAACAAAUUUACUAAUAUAGUUAAUCAAUAAUGAAUUUUUAAGAAUAACAGUAGAAAAUACUUAAAUAAAUGGAAUAUGGAUUUAAUAAUUUGGUAGAAACUUUAAAUGUGAGCAAAAAAGAUUUUUCAUAAUAUGAUAUUACAAAUAUGGUAUGUUUUCCAAAGAAAUCAUUAAAGCCAUUUAAAUAUGAACUUAUUAAUUCUGUAUUAGAAUUAUAAGGGGCAUUUGCUUUUUCAUUUAGUUAAUAAUCUUAAUUUCUGGUUGGUGGGUAUAACUCAGGUAUAAUUAAAAUUUUUGAAUUUGAUAAAGGAUAAAUCAAGCUUAUAUAAGAAAUAUAAGAAACAAAAACUCCAAUAUGUUGUGUAAGUUUUAUGAAUUAAUCUACACAAUUCAUAUCGCGAGGAGAUCCUUAUACAAUCAUAUUAUGGUAAUAAGAUAGUAAGAAUGGAUGGAUAUGUAAGUAGAAAUUACAGGGACAUAGUAGUUUUAUCAAUUGCUUAAGAAUAAAUUAAGAAGAUGAUUUAAUCAUCUCAGGAAGCAAUGAUAAAUCAAUUAAAUUGUGGAGGAUUAAAAAUGAAUAGUGGCAAUGUUCUCAAACGAUUAAUUGUAACUAAAAUAAGAUAAUAAGCCUAAGCAUUAAUGAUUCAUCUAAUUAAAUUAUUUCUUGCGGUUCUGAAAAUCAAAUUAUAAUAAUCUAAUAAUAAUGUGAUUUAGAAUGGAAAAUCAUAUAAAUUAUAUAACUUAAUAAUUCAGGAUUUAGAUUGAGCUACAUAAAUGAUGAUAUAUUUGUAUUUUAAGGUAAUUCUAAAGAAAAAAUGAAUGUUUAUGAAAGAGACUUAUAAAAUAAGUAAUUUAAAUUAACAAAGGAGGUUAAUGUAAAAAACAGCAAUAAUUGUUAAUAUUAUUUUCCAUAAUAAUUCAUAAAAUAGAAAUCAAUUUUGGUGAAUAAAAAUGGAAGAUUUAUUAAUUUACUAAGAGUUAAUAGUAAUGGUGAUUUUAUUAAUGAAUAGGUUUUAGAAUUUGACCAUGAAUUUAUAUUUGGAUCAAUGACUGAGGAUGGAGAGUAUUUAAUAAUUUAUGAUGAUUAACAAAAGAAAGUUUAAAUUAGAAAAUAUUAGGAUUGA
Paramecium sonneborni is the source of this 1329-nucleotide messenger RNA. Lineage: Eukaryota; Ciliophora; Oligohymenophorea; Peniculida; Parameciidae. The record is from the annotation of a GenBank genome assembly.